Molecule: messenger RNA, 485 nt
Organism: Hibiscus syriacus
Lineage: Eukaryota; Viridiplantae; Streptophyta; Magnoliopsida; Malvales; Malvaceae
Product: cytochrome B5-like protein
Exons: 5
Coding region: 77-433 (118 amino acids)
Cellular component (GO): intracellular membrane-bounded organelle; membrane
Molecular function (GO): heme binding
Source: RefSeq, a predicted model, not a curated record
CUUUUCUCAUUCUCCCCUUGAAUUGCUACUUGGAUAAUUGUAGGUUAAUCAGUAAAAAGAAGCUUAACUCUGAGAUAUGGAAAUAGCUUUUAUAGCAUUGAUUCUAGCUGUAUUACUUGGAGCUUUUGUUUUGAUACCUCGACAUGGUAAAUCAGCCCAUAAGAACAAGGUUAAAUCAACUGUCGAUGAUCCUAAGGCAUUCAAAUCCUAUAGUAAAUCAGAAGUUAUGCUACAUAAUAAGAGGACAGAUUGUUGGGUCAUCCUUAAGGACAAGGUUUAUGAUGUUACCUCAUAUGUAGAGGAACACCCAGGUGGUGAUGCAAUCUUGGCACAUGCCGGAGAUGAUUCAACAGAAGGGUUUUUUGGGCCACAACAUGCAACUCGGGUUUUUGGCAUGAUAGACGAUUUCUACAUUGGAGAUCUUCAGAAGUGAUUUGCAAGCAACUGUCCACUGUUGGGUUGCAAGAUUAGGGAGAAAAACAUUU